AUGUCUUCUCUCUCCCUUAUCCCCACCCCCACCGCACUUCUCUCUCUCUCAUUUCUCUCCCUCUCGAUCCAAAUCGAGGAGGCCGGCCGGCCGGCGCCCGCCACCACCUCGACCCCCGGCCCCGGCCAACACCUCGCCGGCCCCUGCCUCAUCCCCCGUCGCCCCUGCCGGCCUCCGCACCUCGUCCCCCAUCGCGCGCCGUCCGCCUCUGCCACGCCACCGGAGCCCGCCUCCGCGCGCCGCCCGGCUUCGCCCGCCCCGCUCGCCGCCGGCCUCCUCCGCAAGCCGCCCGGCCUCGGCCGCCUCCGCCUACGCUGCUCUCUGCCUCCCUCUCUCAGCGCGCCUCCGAGCACCACCGCCUCCGAGCACCAGCAGCCACCCGCCUCCGAGCACCAGCAGCCGAGCCGCGGGCCUUCACCUUCGCUGCUCUCCUUUGCAGCCCGCCUCCGCAUGCCGCGGGCCUCCACCUCCGCUGCUCUUCUCUGCCGGCGAUGGGGCUUGGCAUUGACGGAGUUGGUGCGGUCCAAUGGAUCUAGCGCUCGGACGAGGGUGGCGAGCUCCGGUGCGGCGGCGGACAGCUUGAGCUCCUCAAGUGUCCAUGGUGGUGUCGGUGUGCUCCUGUCCAUGGAGAAAGGAAGGAGAAGGCAGAGGGGCGCGGCUGCUGGUUGUUGCUGCUCCAGCGAGCAUGGCACAGGGGAUGGUUGCAGGGAGGCCCGUUCGUCCAGAUCAAACACCUGUACUGUAACACAGUGUAAUCCGUUCGUGUGUAAUCUGUUCGUCUUGUUAAACAGAGUAGUUUUGUUUUGGAUCAGCAAGCUAUAUGAUGGAUAG
Molecule: messenger RNA, 831 nt
Organism: Aegilops tauschii subsp. strangulata
Lineage: Eukaryota; Viridiplantae; Streptophyta; Magnoliopsida; Poales; Poaceae
Source: RefSeq, a predicted model, not a curated record